Molecule: messenger RNA, 978 nt
Organism: Eublepharis macularius
Lineage: Eukaryota; Metazoa; Chordata; Lepidosauria; Squamata; Eublepharidae
Exons: 3
Coding region: 4-684 (226 amino acids)
Source: RefSeq, a predicted model, not a curated record
GUGAUGGAUGCUGCAGCAGAGGGUCAGGAAGCAGAGCCUACGAAAGUACAGGGGCCCCCACGCAUUCAGGGUUUAUACCGGGAUUUAGGGAAGGAUGAGUGGGCCGUGGCCACCCCUGAGAAGGUGGAAACGGAUUGUAGCAUGUACAGCGCGAGCCUACCAGCUGUUCAAGCUCUGGAUGCUGAGGAACAGGGAGAAUUCGCAGACCCAUCCCGGCCUGAUGCGGAACACAAGACCACUGGAGAUUCAAGGAUCAAAGCGGAGCCUGAGACCCUGGGAGGAGUAAAAGAACCACUUCCAUCUCGAGCACAAACACCGGAACAUCCCGACAAGGGGGAAGAAGAGAGGCGCCCCUGUGUGCAGGCUUUAUUCCCCGAUGUGUGGGACAGGCCUGUCGAUUUUAACCUUCUGGCUAGCCAUGUUUGUGAAAAGUUAAGCCCCGGCUGUUGCUAUCGCUGUGGUUUGGUUGUCCUGUUCCAAAAGGAUAGCUGCAGAGACUAUACCCCCUCUAUAGAUGUGACAGGGUUAUCCGUGAUGGAGGUCAAGGGGGCAGACCUGUGCAAAUUUCUGGAACUGAAACUGGCAGAACAUGCUGAAAAGCAGAUCAGACAUGGAGACAAGGAGACUCAGGGAGAACAUGAAGAACCAGAGGGUGUUUCCCCCAAGAAUUAUACAGAGCUCUGAAGAUUAUUGUUACUCAAAACCCACGGUAAAAAGAGGAGGCCUAACCUCUAUUGCUGUAGUGGUUCCUGCCGUGGUUCUGAUUAUACAGGCGACUCAGGCAGACCACACUAGCCGGAUUGCGAUCUUAAAUGUUGCAACUUUUCUGAUGAAAGGACAGUAACAGAAAUGGACAAUGGCUAUUUUGAGCCUUUAGGAGCCACGGAAGGCGGUGUUCUUAUGAAAUUGGCCCGGGGGAGAGAAGAUGACCUGGAGGUGCAGGCGGGCAGAGUUGCACACAAGAAUCUGAUUGGAGAA